Helobdella robusta is the source of this 2145-nucleotide messenger RNA. RefSeq lists its product as hypothetical. Bases 1 to 2145 code for a protein of 714 amino acids. The record is from RefSeq and is a predicted model, not a curated record. The transcript has 2 exons. NCBI's taxonomy places the organism in Eukaryota, Metazoa, Annelida, Clitellata, Rhynchobdellida, Glossiphoniidae.
AUGGAUAUGUUAAUGAAGUGUCAGCUGUGCCAUAAAUCUUUUAAGAUAAUGAGUGGAAGGAAUGAAGUUACUUCAUUUCCCAGUUUGUUACCAGUUACACUAACAGGUUGUGGACAUGUAUUUUGCAGCAGUUGCAUUGUAAAUAAAUUACUGCAACCGUUUUCAAAACAGCCAAUACAAUUAGAUAAAAAUGUUGAAAGCAUUAAAACGCAACAAAAGUAUUUAAUCACGUGUCCUGACUGCCGCGCCACAACAACGUGUGAUGACAUCAACAACCUCGCCAUCAAUCAACCAAUCGUUGAACUUUUGAAAACUCAACAAUGUGCCGGCAACAUGAACAAUGCUAGCAGCAAGUUGAGAAAGAAGAUCAACAACGAGAACGCUAAAACAAAUCAUGAAGCUCGAACACUUACUGACAACACGCAUUCCAAACAGAUGGAUUGCAGUAAGAAGCACUUUAAUGGUGUUGAGUGUGAAAAGUUACAAGUUCUAAUAAAGAGCCAGACAAAUAACCACAAUUUAUCUGAGAACGUACAUUUGAGUGGGACUGAAAAGUUUGGCCAUAAUGCAAAUAAUUCGAUUGACAACAUCAAAUAUGGACAUGAAAAUAAAAGAAGGUCUCAGUCAUUUUCAGGAGCUCAGUAUGAAGAACAUCAGAAGCUCAGUCAUCAGAACGUUCACUUCAAUUGUGCCGUAAAAAAAUUGUACCCUGAUAUUUCAAGUGAAAAAAAUGCGAUCCGACUUUCGGCGCAUCGUUCAAAUUCAACCUCUGACUUGUUUGAUGAUGUUUUAACGAGACCUCCUCCAUUUAAUCCCCAUUACUUUUCAUGUAAACCUCUUGAGAACAACGUCGUAAAUAUUUCAAACCUUCCCAACACACGCAGUCCUAGUCAGGCAAGGCAACCCAAGCAUUCAGAUGCUCUGAUCACCAAACUUCCUUCAUUACCACCGUUAGCAAGUAGCCUAUUACAGGCCAACCUUGGCAAUCUUGGUAUACAUAACAAUGCUCAGUUUGAUCAACGACACAAAUUGCGAGCAAACAAACUUUUCAACGAUGUACCAAAUGAAAAUUCAAUGCAGAUCAAUCCUUUUAUGAUCGUUGAAACUUUUUAUAAUAGCAAAUCAAAUAAUGAUGUCUUUAACAAUUUAAUUAAUCAACAUUCAUCGACGCUGUACUCCGCAAGUCUGAGUCAAAUCAUUGAAAGUGAAUCAGUAAUGAUGCCACCAACCAGGAUUGCCCUGUCCAGCGCUGCUAACGUUGUCGCACUAAUUGAUCCACCAGCAAACGCAGUUCACAUAGUAGCACUAAAACUCAAUCAGCAACGUAACAUUAAAGUUCUAGGUGUUACGGGCUGCUGUUUUGUGAGUGACGAUGUGAUGAUCGUGACGACGGACAGGAGUAUGCAAAUUUACAGCACCCGCGGUGAUUUCAAGAAAGAAAUAAAUCUGACAACUAGUUCAUGCAUCAUCGGUUGCGUAGCCAUGAAUAAUCACCAGUUCGCCGUCAUUUGCACGAAAGGCCUAGAAAUUUAUAAGGAAAAUAAUUUUUCGUGUUAUUUUAUUAAAUCAAUCAAAUGUAAAAUGUUGUUUGAAAAAGGAUUAGCAAAAAAGAUUAAAAUGGAUGAUUCGAAAAAGAAAAAUAAACUUUUGUCAAAAUGCCUUCGUGUAGAAUUUGUCAAAAUUUUUGACGCCUCUUGGAAUAACGGAAUGUUUGCCAUCUGCGAAAUUCCUCAAAAAAUUGAAAAUGUGACAUCAAAGAAAAAAAUUUCGACAAAUCACGUUGAAAACAGCAACCACAGUCAAAUGCUAAGGACUAUUACUUUAGUUGAUGAUGAGUGCGGAAUAAUUUUUGGAAAAUUGGAUUUAAUUAAUCAGCAACAGAAUAUUUUUAACGAACCCUGUGAACCACAGUCUGUAGCUCUGGGUAGAGAUGCAACUCUCUAUGUACCCGAUCAAUUCAACGGUCAAAUAGUGAAAUACGUGAAUAUUCAGGGCGGAUAUAGCUCAGCUAAGGAUGAUAAAAAACUAAUUUUAGAGAAUGACCGAUCGUUGGUUCACAAGGUGGAAAUAUUUGGUAUUGCUUUGAAUGAUCAAUCAAAACGAGAGAAUAACGGGAAUAACGUGAACAAGGGACGAGGAGAAUAA